This is a messenger RNA of Coregonus sp. 'balchen', 17292 nucleotides long. The record is from the annotation of a GenBank genome assembly. NCBI's taxonomy places the organism in Eukaryota, Metazoa, Chordata, Actinopteri, Salmoniformes, Salmonidae.
GACAGCCAUCAUUCUUUAUCAGGAUAACGUUUUCAGUCCUACCAGGCAAACCUGUGGGACCAACUGCUGCUGCCAUGUUAUUCCGAUAUGCUUGAUAUUGUGUCUCAAGCUAAGCUUUGUACGUACUAGGAGAAGGCCACUAAGUGCUGGAACUCACUUCCAUAGCAAAAAGAUAGGUGUGAAAAUGCUGUGUUGUUUUGGUCAGAUAAGCCAUAGCCGUCUUAAAGUGGCAGCUGAACGUUUUGAGGAAGCUCAUACUUGUGUGUCAACUACUGGUAAGUCGUUGUGUCUAUCUUAACUAAUCUCAAAUGCACUUUCCUGUCAGCUCAUAUGAAAUUCUGUAGACUCCAGUAAGACUGCCUACUGUAGUUGGGCAAUUCCACGAUAAUGGAAUUGCGCAGAGACUAAGAUUUUUCACUUAAAAUGUAUGCCAAACCAAAACCAUUGAUUUCAAAGUUUAACAAACCAUACAAUUCUAUGCAUAAGGACAACUUUUAUCAAUUUACACUGAACAUUUUACAAAAACACAUUUACUGGAAGAGCUGUGCAGAUGCAAAGUUUGGUGACAGAAUUCCGAGAAAAUCUUCCUCUGUUUUUUAUGUGACCACGUUUUCCAAAAACUCUCUUAAAUAUUUCUCCAAAUUAAGAUUCAAAGAUGUAUGCAAAAAUAAUGGGGUGUCAGCUAUGACAUGACACCUUGAGUUUGAAAACAUCUCUUUUGGUUAUUGAACUACAUUAAGUGAAGUGAAUUUACACCCGGUAACGGAAUUUCAUCAUGGGUCCCUGAUCUGGACUACACAGAAAUUUAUAAUUAUGGGUAUGAAUAUCAUUCUCUUCAUGGGGAUGUAUCCUGAAUAGGUACACAAAGGUAGAAAUAUGCAAUAUCCUCCUUUGCAUAUUUGACUAUUAUUCUACCACUGGCUAUUAUUUUAAUGAGCUCCGCCACCAAACAAGACCAAAUUUGGUUGGUUUGGACCAGACUAAAUCUGAACCAAUCAUUAACAUCUAUGUUUCACCAGUAUGGACAUCAAAGUACAGCACAGUAGAGCUCAGUAGAAUAGAGUAGAGCAGGGGUCUUCAACCUUUUUUUUGCCCAGGGACCCCCUCGCAGGCAAACUGGCAACCCAGGGACCCCCAUCAUACGUUAAAAAAAUAAUUUUUCACCUGUCUUGUCUUAGCAGGUGAAUGAUAAUGGCAAGGAGAAGUAAACAACAUUUUAAAAUAAAUACAUUUGGUAGAUCGUUGAUCAUUAUUUUGACCUCCCCACAUUAUAAUUGGAAGAGGAAGUGUAAACUCUAACAGCCUAUUAGCUAGAAGGUAACUCCAAACACAUUUUCACAUUUUAAGAACAGCUGUUUAGGUUAGCCAUGUGUUUGCAGAAAGUCAUGUUUAUCAGCAGCCAGCAGCCAGCAGAACUUGCUGCACUGGUAGCCUAUUUGUGGGUGCUUUUUCAAAGCCUAUGUCAGAUACUCCAGUGAGUGUAAUUUGCUCAAUAUUAGGAGUUGAGAAAUAAAGUUCACAUAAUUAUAAAUAAGAUUCUCCUCUUCUACUGUAGGUAUGUAAUUAAACAUUCCCCGCCCCUGUUUCUCUAAAAAGUUGAGGGAUGGGACUGGAAAAAUGUAACCACUCUCAAAUUAAUAGACGGAGGUAUGGAUGCAAGGACUGACCAUCCAUGAUAUCAAAAUUAUAGUUUUAACCUUGUUUUGAGGCUAUACAGUGUUUGCUGCAUUUACUUUGUUUACAAACAGCUCGUACACCUGCACAUUGAUCUGGUACUCCCUGUAUAUACAGUGGGGAGAACAAGUAUUUGAUACACUGCCGAUUUUGCAGGUUUUCCUACUUACAAAGCAUGUAGAGGUCUGUAAGUAGGAAAAAUGUUACCAUUUUUAUUUAAGUCUGCAUCGUUGGGAAGGGCUCAUAAGCUAGCAAACACCUUUUGUAUUCACCUCGUGACAAAAAAUAUUUGAUUUGUAAAACAAGCUUAUAUUUUGGGUUCUGAUGGAGUACAACAGUUGAACUAAACUCAUGAGGCAUUUAUAUUAGAUUCUUUAAGAAUCAAUGGGUACAUAUAAUUUAUUUAGAAGUCCAAAAAUGUACAUAGCAACUGCAUAUUUAAGACCUUUAAGACUUUUUCUGGUAGAUUAAAUCAAAGCCUUUGCAUAUUCCUAAUUUUUUGCAUGGAAAAUGGUUGAAAAAUGUAUAUAUGCCUUAAUUUCUCAAAAAUAUAGACUCUUCGCUUUCAUUUGACACCCAAUUUAAAAUGCUCCAAUGAACUUCACAUGUUGGUGCUCAUAGGUCAUUUUACAUGGAAAUGACCAGUUAAAAAAACAGACUUCUUCAAGAGCAAAAAUAUUGUUGUUGUAAAUGACCUGAAACCCUCCACACAAUUAUAUUGUUUUUGAAAUGCCUUUUUCAUUGUGUGUUUGGUACCUGCUGACAUCUUGUGUGUUUUCAUAAAAAUACAAAUAAUUGUUUUCAGCUUAAGUACUAAAACAUUAUAAAAUGCAGUCCACCUGCUGUCCCUUCAAUAUUUGAAAUGUGUCUUAACCACAUUCCAUCCGCACCUCACCCUUUACAAUAAAUAAUGUUUUAGAAGAAGAGUGCAUGAAAGUGAAAGCUUAUGCCAGCAGGUGAAUAGUUGACAUAUAUAAAUAACACAGACAACACCUGUCACUCAAAUAUUUAACAAUGCUCAUUAGUCUCUCAAACAGAAUUUCUGUAAAACCAAAGCCUGUUACAAGUGCUUAUAGAACAGCCGCUCGUUACUACAUUCUAAAAAAUCUCAGGUGAAACCUCUUUCUUUCCCCCCCCCCCCCUCUUCCUCCCCCCAGGUUGCUCUCUAGUCUUCCAGGGCAGUAGAGGGUCAGAGGGAGUGUCAUGUUGAAGCUGCUCUUCCACAUAGUGCUGGUGUUGACCUGUCUUCACCCUUCACCUCACUGUACCUCCCUCCCUACAUAAGCGAACUCCAGCUGCUCUCGGAGAAAGGUAAAUAUACUGUACUGUAAAAGCUUAUGUGACCUUAAUGCACCCAAUUGUAUUUGAUCACCUGUUGUACUGUCUGACUCAUUCAUGUCUGAAAAUGAUACAAUGUUUACAAUAGCCUUAGCUGGGAUUGACAUUAAGGGUUGCUGUAUUGCCUGGGGUAAGUGAACUGAGCAGUCACGCAAGUUGAGCCUGCUCUGAGGAUGCCCGAUUGAGCAGGUGGUAAAAAGAAAAAGGUGAAAACCACCUGCAAAGAAUUCCAGUAGCUUAAUACUCAUCUUUCUGGUUCCUCCCCAUUAUUUAAGUGAAAGACAGACUAUUUAUGCCAGCGGAGCCUACUCUGAGAUUUUGUUUACUGAAAACAACCAAAAUAUAAAGAAUUUCAGUACUGAUCUUUCUGAUUCCUCCCCUAUGUUUAGGUGAAAGGCAGGCAAUAUAUGGCACUUCUGUGUGGAAAUAGCCAAUUUAAAUUUACGGGCAAGUGAUCAUAAUCUUCGGGGCAACCCAAAAAUACUCCUGACUUGCUCGAUUGGCAAGUGCCUUUCAGACUUUAAAUGUAAAUCCCUGCAUAGCGGCUUCUUUGUGCCGGUGUUGAAUUACAUCAAGGUGGUGUAAUGUUGUAGCCUGGAAAUCCAGACUGAAGCAUGCUACGCUUUACUAUUGUUUCACUAUUGAGUGGAAUUCAGUCUGGAUUUUCAGGCUAGUAAUGUUACACAAUCCUGACAACUGUUUCUGUUCUGUCCAGGUCUUUGGUCCUCGUGGAGAAUGUCCUAUGCAUUUCAGAACCUGUUCAGCUGGAGUCAACCUCGAUUGACACAGCCACAUCAUCUCCUUUUCCUAUCACUGAGCUUCUUGUGCUACUUAGUUCCUCCCACAGGUAAAAUGCACCAAUACAUUUCUCUGGAAUUAUUCACGGUGUCAUGCUUGUCCAGGAUGUAAGAAUGAAUGAGAUCAAUUCAUUGAUUUGAUUAUUUUGUUGUACUUAACAUACACUUUAUUGAAUCUAAAACAUUACAACAUGAAUACAGGGAUGUUGAUAUGUUGGUAUGACAGGGAUGUUGGUAGAGCACGGCGUUUGCAACGCCAGGGUUGUGGGUUCGAUUCCCACGGGGGGCCAGUAUGAAAAAAUAUAAUGUAUGCACUCACUAACUGUAAGUCGCUCUGGAUAAGAGCGUCUGCUAAAUGACUAAAAUGUAAUACCAUUGUCUAACAAUAGAUGCUUGCCUUUAUUACAUUGGGUGUGUCUUACACCUUGGCAUCUCUUUACUUUGUGUGUUUAUCUGGUUGAUAGUAAUUGUUUAUACUGCCUGUUGGUUCUGAGGCGUGUAUGCAUAUUUCGGUGGUGGCUCCACUCUGAAUGGCUGUUUUUACAGUGUGGGUGAGUGAUGCCACAAGGCAUGGUGAGUUACAAUGUAGGCCGGACAAUGGGGCCUCUGUGAGUCAGUGGCGCUCGGGUAGUGGGGGAAUGACUAAACAGAGGCGAAAGGGUCCAUUCUCUAAAAGAAAGCAAAGGGGCUCAAUCGCUGCAAGCAGUGUUUCAGGGAGUUUAAGUUACACCCACAUCCCAUAAUAUUCAGCUCUGGAGCUAUGGCAACAAUAGCCAUGGGAAUAGCUGUGCUGUCAGUGAGUGUCUGAGUUGGUGAUGGUUGGUGCCAUGUCUUGUCUAGAGACACACUCAUCCUGCCUUUUUGUUUAUGUUCUUGAGGCCCUGAUGAUAGGACUUUUGACCUUGGUGAUAAUGAAGCCUAAUCACGGUUUUGUUUUGUCAGGGAAAGCCCUCAUUUUCCCUUUACCGCUGUGACUUCAUUGAGCAGUUGAGCUUCAUGCAUGUCUGGAGUGUAACUGUAUGUUAAGAGAUUGCAUUUGCAAGGUGCAUAUGGCUAUAGAGAGAUGACAUUGUAGGCUAAAGCUUGUUACAAGUUGAAAAUGUCAAUGACAAAACAUCCAUGCCCUAAAUCAGUGGGGCGCAAAACCAGUGUCAGCUGUUUUUCUCAUCUGUCUAGCACAUUAAUGUCACUGAUUGCUCUGACUGCACACACCUGGCUUCCCAGAGCCAAAAAAGAAGGAACUAAAACCAACAUACUCAGGGCCCCAAGCAUGUAGGCUACUGUGGCUAUUUGAUCAUAUUGUAGGCCUACCAGAGUGGCCUGCCAUAAAAAAACAAUGGAGAAAAUGCAUCCCAUAAUAUUUUAACAUGGAAAUAGUUGUUCUAUCAUUCAGCCUACAGUAUUAGCCAAUGUGUGGUGUUCAAUGUAGCCCUACAUUGCAUUAGAUUUUUGAGAAAAAACCUUGCGGCUUUUGAGAUAAACAUUAAUCUGUUUAUCCACUUGUCCUUCAGACAAGGAGGUGACUGAAAAUGUUGUUGUUUGAUGCAAGAAACCACUUUACAAAAUAAAAUGCAUUAUUGUUCCCAUACCAUUAUUACAGAGAAUCAGACAAAUUAUGCUACCCUCUGCCUAUUGGCUACUUAGCUUAUUCAAGCCUGUCUCAAAAUACAACAAUGCCCCUUUUAAGAGAAAAAAAAGCUCUUUACCUGACUCGCUUUUCAAAGAUGCCUAGAAAUGUACACGUUCUGUGCUCUUGUAGGAAGCAAUCACUCCCCUAUUUCUGACUACAAAUGAUCUAUAACUGGGCUAAUAACUCAAUAACUAGCAAAGGAAAUGAACAAAAUGUGCACACCUGGCUACAUGGCAGCUCUCGCUUUGAUCUCAAAACAAGCACAUCUACUCAUGACCGCUCAUACUGUAAACACAGUCCAGUUCAAUGUAAAUGGCACAGAUCCAUAUAUGGCAAUGGUCUAUUUGCAAAUAGGCCUACUGCAGCUCUGAUUGUUUAUGCCGCACUGGUCUGUGUAGAGUACGGGCUGAGUAGAGGUUGUGAAUGCAAUAGAAUCCUACUCAGAUGCGUUCUGCCUACAACAAAAUCUCUUGCAUAGUUUGUUUUGUUUCGGUAUGUUGCAUUGAAAGUGGCUAAUAUUGCGUUGAAUCGAUCACAAUUGCCACAGUAAAGGGAAACGUUGGUAGUGUUAACAGGGAAAACUCUAGAACAGUGGUCACCAACCUUUUCUAAGUCAAGAUCACUUUCUGAGUCAAAAUGUAAACAGAGAUCUACCGCUCACAUGACUUGAAAAAACGUAAGCCUAUGCAACAUUAACCAAUUAAAAACAGGACUGUAGCAAUGAGGUUUGUGCAGUAAGCUAUAGGCCCAAUACAUUAUCACCGCAUAUUGGCUUUGCUUGAAUUGACCUGCCAAUGCAUUGUUGUUCGGGCCAUUUUGUUUUGUUAUAUUUCUAAAUUUGAGGUAGGCUAUAUGAUUACAUUUCAGUCAUUUAGCAGACGCUCUUAUCCAGAGCGACUUACAAUUAGUGAGUGCAUACAUUUUUCAUACUGGCCCCCCGUGGGAAUCGAACCCACAACCCUUGCGUUGCAAGCGCCAUGCUCUACCAACUGAGCUACAGGAGGGCCAAUAAUCACACCGGUAAUAGAUCUGUUGUUGUAUUACUUGUGAGGCACAGCUGAGUGUGCAUACAUUUAAAUAAUUUGCUUGUUGUAGCGCUGAGUGGAAAUAGGAAGAAUGCGCAUUUUAUGGCUUAUAAAAGUGUUGUAUGCUGAGUAGGAACUUAAACAUGAACUCACUCAUAAAAACAGUAGCUCUUUGCUGUAUUCGUUGACAGUUUCUCUCUAGUCUUGGUUUAAACGUUUUGAAAUCUCACAGUAUCAACUUUGCUUUAGCUUUCUUUUAUGCCCGCUACAUUUCUGCAGACACGGUAAUCUGAGCCAUCCGAUUGGCCAGUGGUAGGCCUAUAGAGCACUUGAUUUGCUCUCUGGGCCCGCUGGGAAGGCAGUGUUUGUACCUUCAGACACAUGAAAUGGUUCAAAAUGGCAACAGUUUGCCUACCCGGCACGCAGGGCAGCUGAAUCAGGUGCACCUACCGCCAACAGCCCGAGACGAAUAAAACAAAAUAGGAACACAAGGCUUUAUUGUUGGGUUGUGAUUGACUAGGAAUGCCUUGGAGAUCAACCAGUCACGAUCGACCGGUUGGUGACCACUGCUUUAGAAAAUUGAGUGAAGUUCAAUCUCCUGCUUCUCUCUGUGGGCUGAUAUUUCUACGCGGCAGUCCCGUGAGAGCUGCGCGGCAGUCUCAGGGCUACUGUGCGCAAGCACCCAGCUUAGCGGGAACAUUGGCCCCAAGUACCCACCGAAAAUACCCAUCCUUGGCCCAGAUGGCAUAGUCACUGAUCACAUCCUCUUUAUACACACUCUAUAACAACUCUCGUUCACCCUCUUUCCCUAUUCAGGUGUAUCUGCCGAGAUCUGCCGGGUGACAGGGGGAGUGUUGGGGAUCCACUGGAGCAGCGUGGUUGGUUUAGGCUGGCGCCCCCUGGCCGUGGGGAGGAACAGCGCCAGCUGCUGGGAAUCAUGCUGCCUGGAGCCCGCCUGCAGCGCCGUGUGGAGCCUGGGGGGGCGCUGUGUGCUACUGAGCUGCUCCAAAAGAGGGGUCUGUCAAGUCACUUCUCUCCCCCAGCCCCACAUUGAGUCCCUGGGGCUCCUGCAGCAGCUUUCAAAGGGCACCACCACAGCUCGGAGGAGAAGGCGGAGGUGGGCAACAACAGGAAAGGGAAGCCAGAAACAUGGGUUGGACAACCAACUUUCUAGCAUUGUGAGUCAACGGAAAGUUACAGUACUGUAGUUGAGUCAUAGAUUCCUGUUUACCCUCCCUUCUUCCUUCUGGGACAGAGUAGAUGAAAGCAAAGACUAAAUACCCUCAUAUAAAGUUAUACAUGCAUGACAACCUUAUUUCCCUAACUUAUGUGUUAAUGUAAGCUAUGCAAUCUCUUACAGUGAAUUCGGAAAGUAUUCAGACCCCUUGACUUUUUCCAUAUUUUGUUAUGUUACGGCCUUAUUCUAAAAUUGAUUAAAUCGUUUUUUACCCCUCAUCAAUCUACACACAAUACGCAAUAAUGGCAAAGCAAAAACAGGUUUUUAGAAAUGUUUCCACAUUUAUAAAAAAUAAAAAAAAAAAAAUAUCACAUUUACUUAAGUAUUCAGACCCUUUACUCAGUACUUACUUUGUUGAAGCACCUUUGGCAGCGAUUACAACCUUGAGUCUUCUUGGGUAUGACGUUACAAGCUUUGCACACCUGUAUUUGGGUAGUUUCUCCCAUUCUUCUCUGCAGAUCCUCUCAAGCCCUGUCAGGUUGGAUGGGGAGAGGCGCUGCACAGCUAUUUUCAGGUCUCUCCAGAGAUGUUUGAUCGGGUUCAAGUCCGGGCUCUGGCUGGGCCACUCAAGGACAUUCAGAGACUUGUCCUGAAGCCACUCCUGCGUUGUCUUGGCUGUGUGCUUAGGGUCGUUGUCCUGUUGGAAGGUGAACCUUUGCCCCAGUCUGAGGUCCUGAGUGCUCUGGAGCAGGUUUUCAUCAAGGAUCUCUGUGCUUUGCUCCGUCAUCUUUCCCUCGAUUCUGACUAGUCUCCCAGUCCCUGCCGCUGAAAAACAUCCCCACAGCAUGAUGCUGUCACCACCAUGCUUCACCGUAGGGAUGGUGCCUGGUUUCCUCCAGACAUGACGCUUGACAUCCAAAGCGUUCAAUCUUGGAUUUAUCAGACCAGAGAAUCUUGUUUCUCAUGGUCUGAGUGUCCUUUAGGUGCCUUUUGGCAAUAGCCAAGCUGACUGUCGUGCCUUUUACUGAGGAGUGGCUUCUGUCUGGCCACUCUACCAUAAAGGCCUGAUUGGUGUACUGCUGCAGAGAUGGUUGUCCUUCUAGAAGGUUCUCCCAUCUCCACAGAGGAACUCUGGAUCUCUGUCAGUGACUAUCGGGUUCUUGGUCACCUCCCUGACCAAGGCCCUUCUCCCCCGAUUGCUCAGUUUGGCAGGGCGGCCAGCUCUAGGAAGAGUCCUGGUGGCUCAAACUUCUUCCAUUCAAGAAUGAUGGAGGCCACUGUGUUCUUGGGGAUCUUCAAUGCUGCAGAAUUGUUUUGCUACCCUUCCCCAGAUCUGUGUCUCGACACAAUCCUGUGUCUGAGUUCUACGGUCAAUUCCUUCGACCUCAUGGCUUGGUUUUUGCUCUGACAUGCACUGUCAACUGUGGCACCUUAUAUAGACAGGUGUGUGCCUUUCCAAAUCAUGUCCAAUCAAUUGAAUUUACCACAGGUGGACUCCAAUCAAGUUGUAGAAACAUCUCAAGGAUGGUCAAUGGAAACAGGAUGGACCUGAGCUCAAUUUUGAGUCUUAUAGCAAAGGGUCUGAAUACUUAUGUAAAGAAGGUAUUUCUGUUUUUGUUUGUUUAUAAAUGUGCAAACAUUUCUAAAAACCUGUUUUUUUUUCUUCACUUUGUCAUUAUGGGGUAUUGUGUGUAGAUUGAUGAGGGGAAAUAAUAUAAUUUAAUCAAUUUUAGAAUAAGGCUGUAACGUAACAAAGUGGAAAAAGUCAAGGGAUCAGAAUAUUUUCCGAAAGCACUGUAACUGCAAUGGUUACUUCAUGAAGGCUAUUGAAGACUGUACAAUGUAGCCAAUGUCUUUAGUCAUCUUUCCAUGCUUAUCUGAAGUUCAUGAAGUUCAUCCAUAUCUUGGCAGCGGGUUUCCAAGGAUGUAGAGCAUCCAGCUCCAACAGUCGGCAUCACCAGCGGAGUAGCUCUCCCUCAAACAUCUGAUAAGAAUCACAGCCAGUUAACCAAUGGAAGUGGAGAAGCUCCAUCACCAUCACAGCAGAACUCUACAUCAGAGGACAGCAAAGACACAGCAUCUUCCAACAGCAGCUUUGUGCUUCCCACUACUGCUCCUACAAUCACUACAUCACCAACCCAGGCUGGUAAGGCAGUGGAUGCUAAACUCUGACUUAAUAUCCCUCAAAACCUAUCCUCAACAACUGUUUGGUUAAUAAGAUACUAAUAACAAAAUGGAUGUGUUGAGGUAUGUCAUCAUGGAAGGAAAAAUAUGUAGCUCUAAACAUCUACUCCCAUUUCAUAAACUGGCACCCACUGCAGAUGUAUGUCUACUGUUUGCACUUUGAAUGAACUUCUGUUUCAGUGUUCCGCCCUCCAUUUCAAUCCAUGUAAAUCCUGUGGUUUCCAUAACAGUGCGGGAAUUGGUGGUGUCGGCAGGCGAGAGCGUGGAGGUCACGCUGCCGCGCAACGAGGUGGAACUCAAUGCCUUUGUGGUGCCAGCGCCCCAGCCAGGUACUACUACUAAGCCUACCUGUAUUAUUACUUUGUUAUACUGUAUCAUACACCACAGGAUUUACACACCCCCUGUAGUCCACAUCUCACCCUAAUUCUGUAGAAGCAUAUCUGUUUCAUUUGGCAUGACAACGACAAAGGACUGAGCUAACGUAGAAAACAGACUGGUGCUAAGGCUAGCUCUGUAUCCAUGCAUGUCAUUAGUCAUAGCUUAAAUCCUCGGCUUUGAUUCAUCUUUCUCACUUCUCGAAAGGGACCAACUAUGUAUUUGACUGGCUCUUGAGAACUCAUCCUAAAGACUACAGUGGAGAGAUGGAGGGGAAGCACAGCAAGACACUCAAACUCAGCAAGGUACAGCUACUUGAAUUAGUUCAACCAUUACCUCUCAUCACUUUCUCUCUCUCUGUUCAAACUCAUGCCUCUUAUCUGAUUGAAUUUAUGACUAGAACCAUUUAUACAGUACUGUAACACUAUGAGAAACAAUUCUUAUAGUAUUCACUCCAAUUCAACCUCUCUCUGGCUCUUGUUCAUGUGUCCAGCUGACAGUGGGGCUCUAUGAGUUUGAGGUGACUGUGGACUGUGACGGAGUACACGGAGAGGGCUAUGUCAACGUAACAGUCAAACCAGGUGGGGGUUAAACUAACAUGACUCGUAUUGAUUGUGUUUGAUAUGCUCUUUUGUAGGAACAUGUGUAAACUGUAACAUAUAUUAAAGGGCUCCUCCCCUGACUCUCCCAUUUAAUGGGCUUAUACUGAAAUGUCGACGAUGACUCGUACCUGGGUCGUGUUCGUUAGAACCAAAUGGAAGAUAACAGACUGAAACAGGGAUGGAUUACCUGGAGUUGUCCAAUAAGAAAUGCUAAUUUUCGUUUUCCAUUGCAAAAUGUUUUGCUGCUCGUGCCUUAAUGAACACGACCCAGCUGUACCGUACAGCCAAUUAGCUAACCUCUUCCACUUCACAGAGCCGCGGGUAAACAAGCCACCCGUCGCUGUGGUUUCCCCAAAGUUCCAGGAGAUAUCCUUGCCAACCAGCUCCACGGUGAUCGACGGCAGCCGUGAGUUCAACUGGCUCGUUGGUCACAAUCAAAUCAGAUAAACUAGAAUUGCACCAUCUGUGGAUGUCAAAAGGGAUUUUAUGUUGCAUCUUGUCUAGUUGUUUGCUGACAAAAAAAAUACCAAUUUGGUCAAGGGUGUCUUUAUUUAGAUUAUAGCUAGACCAUUUUAGGUUGAGAACCGGUAUUUACCCUAUAAUGCUAGAUGUUUAUCUUUGGUUUGGCGCAAAGGCCCUCCAAACAAGACCCUGGGCAGUUCUUACAUAAUCAGCUUACAUAAAACGAUGGGAAGACAAACUUUUGUAAACAGGGUUGAGACUGGAGCAAAAGUAUAGGCAGGGUGGCCUAUACAUUUAUGGACUGUUUGUUUUUAACCAGUUAUUUUUCCUCCCUUUUCUUCCUUUCCUGUCUUCCUCCUCUCCCUGUGUGCGGCCCCUCAGAGAGCACAGACGAUGACAAGGUGGUGGCGUGGCACUGGGAGGAGGUGAAGGGCCCGCUGAGGGAGGAGAAGGUCUCGGCAGACACCCAAAUCCUCACCCUUACCGGCCUGGUCCCAGGGAACUACACCUUCAGGUACUGUUACCGUGUCUUCUCAAUGGGUAUGUGGCACUUUGUAGUUUCUCUACCUAGUGCCUACACUUUCAUUACCUUUGUAUACCUCCAGGCACUGUUACCUUGUCUUCUCCAUGGGCAUGCACUGUCUUAUAUUUUCUCUACAUAUUUAAGCAAUAAGGCACAAGGGGGUGUGUGGUAUAUGGCCAAUAUACCACGGCUAAGGGCUGUUCUUAGGCUGGGUGGUUCGAGCGCUGAAUGCUGAUUGGCUGACAGCCGUGGUAUAUCAGACCGUAUACCACGGAUAUGACAAAACAUUUAUUUUUACUGCUCUAAUUACAUUGGUAACCAGUUUAUAAUAGCAAUAAGGCCCCUCUGGGUUUGUGGUAUAUGGCCAAUAUACCACAGCUAAGGGCUGUAUCUGUGUUGCGUCGUGUGUAAGAACAGCCCUUAGCCGUGGUAUAUUGGCCAUAUACCACACCCCAUCGGGCCUUAUUGCUUAAAGAUACCUUUUUUUUUUCUGUGGGCAUGUUCUGUUGUCUUCUCCUUUGUAUUCCUCUUCGAUCUCUUUCUUCAGCUGUUUUCCUCAUACCAUUUCACAAGCAUUUGCCCACGCCCCUCUCCCCAUUUCAGCCAUAGGUGAAGGCUCGGUCUUAGACAGAAGCAAAACUUUUCUCCCUAUUUUCUCCCCUUCAGUCUGACGGUUACGGACUCGGACGGGGCCCAGAGCUCCACCCAGGCCACGCUGUCGGUCAACAAGGCCAUGGACUACCGGCCGGUGGCCAACGCCGGGCCCAACCAGGUCAUCACGCUACCGCGCAAUGCUGUCACGCUGCACGGCAACCAGAGCGCGGACGACCACGAGCCGCUGGCCUACGAGUGGUCGCUCAGCCCUGAGAGCAAGGGCAAGGUAGUGGAGAUGCAGGUGAGAGAGGAGCACCAGGGGAGGCUUCAGUUUGUCAGGGACCAUGCACAGGUCUUAACUAGAAAUCAAGGGGAUUCGAGCUGUUAGUUUAUAGCCUUUUUGUUGUUUUAAAAGUGGAAAUUCUUCAUUUCGACACCAAAAAAAGGGAAAUUCUUCUCUCCCAUCGUGACAGUUCUUCUCUUCGUCCUAUAGGGCGUGCGGACUCCCACUCUGCAGCUGUCUGCCAUGCAGGAAGGAGACUACACCUUCCAGCUCACUGUCACAGACACAGCCGGACAGCAGGACACGGCACAGGUCACCGUUAUCGUCCAGCCAGGUAAACCAGCAGCACAUAGAUCAUGUGUAUCUAUGGCUAAUGUCAACAUCACUGCAGUGGUAAUUGCUUGAAUAUCAUGCCUGUUUUACAUGAAAUAAGACACACAUUUUGUCUCAUUCUAUUAUAUAACAUAUCUGAAUGGAUGUUGGUUUAACCUUGAUGAAACAUACAUUGAGAACAGAGACAAACAACUGGCACGAUUCUGUACAUGAAAAUAGUUAUGUACGGAUAUUGUCCUCCCAUAAUGUCACAAAAGUCUAUGUUCUCCUGAGCCUGCUUGUGUUCCAUCGUCCUCAGAGAACAAUAAGCCCCCAGUAGCAGACGCCGGCCCAGAGAAGGAGCUGACCCUGCCUGUGGACCGCACAACUCUAGACGGCAGCAAGAGCACGGACGACCAGAAUAUCUCCACCUACCACUGGAAACAGAGCAAGUCAGUAUUCACACACUCACACACGUAUGCACAGACAGGCGGACACAACAUGCACAUAGACGCACACACACACACACACACACACACACAACUGCAUGCAUGCUCACUUUUGAGCUCACACACUCACUUUCUCUCACACACACACAUACACACUCCCAAAUACACACACACCACACUUUGGCAAAUUGCACGCUCCCUGUUCUCUGUGAUUGAGAGUGACACUUAGUUCAACUACCAGAGGCAAUAUGGGAGUGGAGAUGACACUUUUUUGAGCUCUCUUCACUUCCAUCUCUCAUGUUAUAUGGCACAGUUCUGUGCUGAUAGUGGAACUGCUGUUUCUCCACGUCUGACUCUGUGAUGGUUGUCUCUCUCCUCUCAGGGGUCCGGAUGGAGUGAAGAUCGAGAAUGCUGAUGGCGCAGUUGCCACGGUAACAGGGCUACAGGUGGGCGAGUACGAGUUCAGCCUGACCGUGACGGACGAGAGGAAUCUGGCGAGCACCGACACGGUCACGGUCAUCGUCCGAGAGGGUAACUGUCCUCUGUGUGUGUUUGCCUACAAGGCAAUGUAUCAGAGACGUAACUCUUUGAAGCUUUCAAAAACAGGCUAGACAAGGUAAUGGUCUCACUUAACUGUCAACUGAAGUCUAGCUGAGCUGAAUGUCAAUACUCUUUGAAGUAUAACUAAAGUAUAACUCUCACACCUAUAGUUUUACGAGGUGCAUGGAAACCGCACACAGAGUAUUUCAGAAUACUCUUUGGCACUGCAAUGUCCUUAAAUGUGUAUUUUCUCUCUACCAGAGUUGGACCAGCCCCCAGUAGCCCAUGUCCAGUCCAGCCCGGCCAUCUCUUUGCCCCUACGGACUGCAGCCCUGGACGGCUCCCACUCCACAGACGACAAGGGCGGAGUCAGCUACUUGUGGACCCGUGACGACAGUAGCCCUGCAGCAGGGGUGAGAGACAGAGUCCACUCCGUGGUACUAUAACGAAUAACAUAAAUAUUUACAGAAAAUAUUAUGAAAUAUUAGGUGAGCUGUACAAUGAACCCAUAGUAAGUAAACAGACAAAUACAAUCUAGCAUACAUUUCCCUCUUCAUGUUGUAUUAAGUAAAAGCAUUCUUACCAUACUUAUCUUGCAUUUCUCAUGAUAAACAUUCUGCUUAAUAAUAUUUGCAUACAAUGACCUACUACUGGAAAUAUUUGGAAUAAGAAUGUGUUCUGCUCAGACAACAGUUUUUCUGCUUUUCUUUUUUCAGUAGUGUAGGCCAUUGCAGGCAGCUAGAAAAUACAACGUUCUGCAAUUAUCACAUAAUUCAAUGUCUUAUUCAGACUUUGAAUUGAGAAAUGUGUCAUCAGCAUGAGACAAAAUAUCAUUGUAAUUGAUCAAAUACAAAUAAAUGCAUCUUGUUUGAAGAAUUAAUUGUAGUCUGUCCCCCAGGAUGUACUGAACAAUUCUGACCACCAGGCAGUGCUGUUCCUCACAAACCUGGUGGAGGGAAAGUACAGCUUCACCUUGACUGUGACAGACAGCAAGGGCCAGAGCAGCUCAGACAGAGGGACUGUAGAGGUCAAACCAGGUCAGUGGGCUCCUCAUGGUCUACAUACACACAAACACACAUGCCCAGUGCAAAAUCAACCCCUAGACACUUGGUCUGAAAGAAUCAAAAGGAUGUGGUUAUACCUACAACUAGCUUUUUGGUAUACUAGGGUUAUUUUUCCACCAUAUUCCUUACACCCAAUCCACUCAGAUCUAUGGGAAGUAGGAGCAAUAAUCUAUUUAAGACUGGAUCUCACAUACACACACACAGCAGAAAUAGCUUCUGCACACACUAUCAUUAUCCCAGAGUCUUCUUCUCUUACUCACUCUGUCCUCCUCCCUCUCUCUCCUGUCAGACGUGUGGCAGCGUGACCUGGUGGAGCUGGUGCUGGAGGUGUCUGUGUCCCAGGUGUCCCACCGCCAGAGGGACAUGCUGCUCAGGCAGGUGGGUGUGCUGCUGGGCGUGCUCGACAGUGACAUCAUCGUACGGGGGGUCAGCGCCUUCAACGAGCACAGGUCAGCUCCUUUCCACUAUAUUCGGUCGCUUCAAUUCAACUCACUCAACUUUAUUGGCACAGUACGUUACUAUAUUGCAAUGUAAGUGCAAGAACACAGGAAUACACUCUUUCUCUGACAUACACUCUUCUACACAUUUUAGCAUGUGUUGUUUUGGCCCAUCUGACUCUGAUUAAAUUCGUUGAUAACACUAUUUGGGGUUGUAUGAACAAUGUGUAACUUUGUUACCACACUUACAGGGUAUGCACAUGAGAGAUUAUUUGUUACAAAAACUAAGAGGCAAUAGUUAUAAUUACGAAGAAUUAGUCAUUAUUAAGCUGGUUGAGUUAAUCUAUUGAUUUCUCCUCACAAUGAGCAAACCCAUUUAAUUUGUCCUCAGCUUGAGCGAACUGUUAAUUUCUUCCCAUCUCCAUUCCUCUGUUUUCAGUACUCGUCUGGUGUUCUUGGUGUCUGGGGGUCCGGGUCGCCCCCCUCUGUCCGGUCACAGUGUGGCUCUGGGGCUACGCAACAAACUACACAAACAGAAGAACGACUUCCUCAUCUUCAAGGCACGGCGGGUGGACACAGUCAGUGAGUAUCAAGACACGAGAGAAGAGAAAAGGAAUACAUAGAUGGAGUAAUGUAUUAGGACUAAUUAAUUGAAACUUAGUUGACUUUCCCAUACCUUUUUUCUAACUUGCAACAUGAAAUUAAUCUUUUUUUUAUGGUUCUCCGGGCUAGAUAGAUUAGUCUUACAAGACAGUUAGGAUAGGUUUGUUGUCUUUGACCAAGAAGACACUAAGCCUGUGGCCUGACCGAAUUCAAAGUUCACAUCUCUAACGUCUCUCUCCCCCUGCAGUCUGUCAGCUGAACUGCUCCAGUCACGGGGAUUGUGACUCAUUCACGCGGACCUGUGUCUGCCACCCCUUCUGGAUGGAGAAUUUCAUCAAAGCACAGUUGUGGGACCAAGAGAGCAACUGUGGUAAGGAGCGGAGUAGACACUCAUGGAAUUGAAGAUUAUGAGAUUAUAUAUUAGGAUACUGUGAAGAGUCAAGAGACUGCCUGACUUUACUUCAGAGUAUGUCACACAGUAGAGAGCGUUGUAGUGGAAAUAGCAAGUGAGGAAAGUGCUGAAUUCAAGCUUUCUCAUUAUGACAACCUGCGACUUAUAUUGAUUCUCUCUCUCUUUCAGAAUGGAGUGUGCUGUACGUGACCGUAGCAUCCUUCAUGAUUGUGGUUGCCAUCGCGACAGUUGUCUGGGUUAUGAUGUGUUGUUACCGCAGGUAAGAGUGCCACUAACAUUGAGAUUUACAUUUUGUAUAUUAAUAUUAUUGUUGCUUCUUUUACAUUGCAUGGUAUACUACUCUGUUUAAAUACAUACUUAUUGUCCAUACAGUAAUGUGUAAUAAGCACACUGACAGGAAUGUGUGUUUUGAACAGGCGUAGGGGUAAAGUGCGCCACAAGAGUAAAAGCCGCUACAAGAUGCUUAAUGGCGAAGAGCAGGACAGCCUGGAGCUACAGCCACCCCGAGCUGGUAACACACACACACACACACACACACACACACUACCUACUCUCUGUCCCUUAUUUUCUUAGAAUAUGUCUAACACCGCCGAUCCCUUCCCUUUCUCCCCCACCAGGCCGAAUGAAGCCAGCCCCCGCUCCCUCCUCCUCGGCCCUCAUGCGCUCUGACUCUGACCUGGACAGUGACGACGGGCAGGGAGGGGUCCCGUGGACGGACCGGGAACGAGGACACCUCCUCCGACCCCAGAAUGGAACCCUGAGAAACAGCCAGGGUCCCACCAGGAGCAAAAAGCAAAGAGAGGAGCUGCUA